This is a messenger RNA of Bactrocera tryoni, 1745 nucleotides long. RefSeq names its product T-complex protein 1 subunit alpha (gene CCT1). Gene Ontology annotation, cellular component: chaperonin-containing T-complex. The transcript has 7 exons. Bases 1 to 1674 code for a protein of 557 amino acids. Gene Ontology annotation, molecular function: ATP binding; ATP-dependent protein folding chaperone; ATP hydrolysis activity. Lineage: Eukaryota; Metazoa; Arthropoda; Insecta; Diptera; Tephritidae. The record is from RefSeq and is a predicted model, not a curated record. Gene Ontology annotation, biological process: protein folding.
AUGUCCACUAUUGCUAGCCCUCUGUCCAUUGCGGGCACAAGACAAUCAGGCGCUUCCGUGCGUACACAAAAUGUUAUGGCUGCGAGCUCCAUUGCAAAUAUUGUAAAAAGUUCUUUGGGCCCCGUUGGCUUGGACAAAAUGCUGGUAGACGACAUUGGUGAUGUCACUGUUACCAAUGAUGGUGCCACAAUUCUCAAAUUGUUGGAGGUGGAGCACCCAGCUGCCAAGGUUCUUGUGGAACUAGCGCAACUACAAGAUGAAGAAGUUGGCGAUGGUACAACAUCAGUUGUCAUAUUAGCCGCAGAGUUGUUAAAGAAUGCUGAUGAGCUUGUAAAGCAAAAAAUUCACCCAACUUCAAUCAUUGCUGGAUAUCGUCUGGCAUGCAAAGAAGCUUGUAAAUACAUUUCAGAACAUUUAACAGCUCCUGUUGAUGAACUGGGACGUGAUUCCCUAAUUAACAUUGCAAAAACAUCGAUGAGUUCCAAAAUCAUUGGUGCCGACGCUGAUUUGUUCGCCACCAUGGUUGUGGAUGCCGCGCAAGCAGUGAAGAUCAUAGAUCCGAAAGGAAGUCCCUUAUAUUCAAUUAAGGCUAUUAAUGUCUUGAAGGCUCAUGGUAAAUCAGCACGCGAGUCAGUUUUGAUACCUGGUUAUGCUUUGAACUGUACCAUUGCUUCACAACAAAUGCCGAAAAAAAUUGUCAACGCAAAAAUAGCUUGCUUAGAUUUCUCUCUACAAAAGACAAAAAUGAAAAUGGGAGUGCAAGUACUUAUUAAUGACCCGGAUAAGCUUGAAGGAAUUCGUGCACGUGAAAUGGAUAUCACCAAAGAGCGCAUCAAUAAAAUACUUUCAACUGGAGUAAAUGUUGUGCUAUGCUCGGGUGGUAUUGAUGAUCUCUGCAUGAAAUACUUUGUUGAGGCUGGUGCCAUGGCCGUGCGUCGUGUUAAGAAGAGUGACUUGAAAAUCAUUGCUAAAGCCACAGGAGCCGCCUUCCUCACUUCGUUGACUAAUAUGGAAGGGGAAGAGAGCUUUGAAGCAUCUAUGGUGGGAGAAGCUGCCGAAGUUGCACAAGAGCGAAUUUGUGAUGAUGAACUAAUUUUGAUUAAAGGCACUAAAGCUAGAGCUGCUGCUUCUAUUAUCUUGCGUGGACCUAAUGACUUCUACUGUGAUGAGAUGGAACGAUCUAUUCAUGAUGCGCUGUGCGUUGUAAAGCGUGUGUUGGAAAGUAAAAAAGUUGUAGCCGGUGGCGGUUGUGUCGAAGCUGCACUUUCAAUAUAUUUGGAAAAUUUUGCAACUUCUUUGAGCUCCCGCGAACAAUUGGCUAUUGCUGAAUUUGCAAAAUCUCUAUUGGUCAUUCCAAAAACAUUGGCGGUGAACGCUGCUAAGGACGCUACAGACUUGGUAGCAAAACUACGCGCUUACCACAAUUCCAGCCAAACAAAAACUGAACAUGCUCAACUUAAGUGGACGGGUUUGGAUUUGAUCGAAGGUAUUGUACGCGACAACAAGAAGGCUGGUGUUUUAGAACCAGCGAUGUCAAAAAUAAAAUCACUUAAAUUUGCUACUGAAGCCGCUAUUACCAUCUUGCGUAUCGAUGAUAUGAUCAAACUGAAUCCAGAAGAAAAGGGAGGCAAAAACUAUGCUGACGCCCAUGCCGCUGGGGAGCUCGAUGGCUAAUUGGCAUUCGAACCAUUCGUAUUAGUUUUGGGACUACUCGUAUUGCCUCUUCUACACACUUAUUAUUUACA